Molecule: messenger RNA, 1529 nt
Organism: Uloborus diversus
Lineage: Eukaryota; Metazoa; Arthropoda; Arachnida; Araneae; Uloboridae
Gene: Got1
Product: aspartate aminotransferase, cytoplasmic-like
Exons: 9
Coding region: 159-1388 (409 amino acids)
Biological process (GO): L-aspartate biosynthetic process
Cellular component (GO): cytosol
Molecular function (GO): L-aspartate:2-oxoglutarate transaminase activity; pyridoxal phosphate binding
Source: RefSeq, a predicted model, not a curated record
GUUUUCCUACUUUCGCACUGUUUUGGUUGACAUUGAGCAACUUGAGUGGAGGAUAUAAGUUGAUUUACGAACAAGGUCACGGUAAGGAGGAAACGUGCGAUAUUCCCCAUUUUGUUCGAAAAAGAAAUAAAUAAAGUUAUAUUUAUAUUAUUUCGAAGAUGUCUUCCCGAUUUUCAUGUGUUGAAGCUGCUCCCCCUGUUGAAAUUUUCGCUUUAAAUAAAGCUUAUAAAGAAGAUUCAUUUCCGGAUAAAGUUGACUUAGGAAUCGGUGCUUAUAGAACGGAUGAAGGGAAGCCAUGGGUAUUACCUGUGGUUAGAAAAACUGAAAAAGCAUUGAGUGAAGAUGAGACUUUGAAUCAUGAAUAUCUCGGUCAGCUUGGUUUGGAUGAGUUCAGCAAAGCAGCUUCUCGAAUGUUGUUGGGUGAAGAUAGUCCUGCCAUCAAGGAAAACAGAACUUUAGGUGUGCAAACUUUAAGUGGAACUGGUGCCUUAAGAGUUGGAGCUGACUUUUUAGCCAGAUGUGCAAACUUUACAGAUUUCUACAUGUCUGCCCCCACUUGGCCUAAUCAUCGAUUGGUAUUUAUGCAUGCUGGGUUUAAAAAUUGCCACACAUAUAGAUACUGGAACCCUACUAAAAGAAACUUAGAUUUUGAAGGAAUGCUUCAAGAUUUGGAGAAUGCUCCUGAGGAUUCAGUCAUUAUUUUACAUGCUUGUGCACACAAUCCUACUGGUGUAGAUGCAACACAAGAUCAGUGGAAACAGAUUGCCGACUUGAUAGAGAGGAAGAAAUUGUUUCCAUUCUUUGAUUGUGCUUAUCAAGGUUUUGCAUCUGGAGAUUUAAUAAAGGACAGUUGGGCUGUUCGUUAUUUUGUGGAUCGUGGAUUCGAACUUCUUUGUGCUCAGUCAUUUGCCAAAAACUUUGGAUUAUACAAUGAAAGAGCUGGGAAUCUGACCAUAGUAGCUAAGGAUCCAGAAGCUCUUGUUAACAGUCGUGCUCAAAUCACUUUGUUGGUGAGAGGGAAUUAUUCUAAUCCACCAUGCCAUGGAGUAAGGAUUGUUUCUCGAGUUCUUAACGACCCAACUUUAUUUGCUGAAUGGCAAGGUCAUAUUAGUGAAAUGUCUGGAAGAAUAAUCAAAAUGAGGGCUGCUUUGAAGCAAAAAUUAGAAGAAUUAGCUACUCCUGGAAAUUGGGACCACAUAACUAGUCAGAUUGGAAUGUUUUCAUACACUGGGUUGAAUCAGCAACAAGUCAAGUAUCUUGUUGAAGAACAUCACAUUUACCUUCCUAAAGACGGACGCAUCAGUAUUUGUGGUUUGAACACAAAAAAUGUGGGGUAUGUUGCUAAAGCUUUUCAUGCUGCUGUAACGAAAUUUCCUUCAAGUCUGUGAUCCUUGUUUUGCACACAAAAUGUAAUUUAUAUAACGUUGCCAAUCUAUGUUUCAUGAAUUAUAGAUCUAUGAUACUUGUUCCAAUCAGUUGUUUUUAGAUUUACUGUUAGAAUAAAAAGUUACUGUUAUCUUUUUUAUGAU